AUGGCUUCUAGGCAGCCGAGUUCCAACAGGCAGCGAGCGAACGAACAGCAACCGGACGACGACGAAGACGACGACUCAGACGCCGAGGAGUCCGGCCCGAGCCGCAGCCCCAGCCCGAGUCCGAACCCGAGCCCGAGCCGGAACCCCAGGAGGUCCCAGAUCAUUCACAGCGGACACUUCAUGGUGUCGUCGCCGCACAGCGAACACCCGCCGAAGAAAGGCUACGACUUCGACACCGUCAACAAGCAGACUUGUCAGACGUACCACUUCGGCAAAGCAAGCACGUCUCACAUCUCCAUCGACGCCUCGCUCACCAAACUCUUCGAGUGCAUGACGCUAGCUUACAGCGGUAAGCUGGUGUCUCCCAAGUGGAAAAACUUCAAGGGUUUAAAGCUGCUCUGGCGGGACAAGAUCCGCCUCAACAACGCUAUCUGGAGGGCGUGGUACAUGCAGUAUGUGGAGAGAAGACAAAAUCCCGUUUGUCACUUUGUAACCCCUUUGGAAGGAAACAUUGACCUGGAAGCCCAUCGUACCUCGGAGAUGAUCACCACCGAGGGCAAGUGCUGGAAGAGAAGAAUCGAAGUGGUCAUCCGAGAGUAUCACAAAUGGAGGACCUACUUCAAGAAAAGAUUACAGAAACAUAAGGAUGACGACCUUUCAAGUUUGCUCAAGGGGCCCGAGGAGCAGUUAGCGCUGUUCGGGGAAGUCUCUCCAGACACGCUCCGUGCUUGCUUUUGUCAGGAUGAAGAUAGUCCGGCCCCCGUGCCCAUGGAGCUGGAGGGCUUCUUCGACGUGGAAGUCCUGAUGUCCGAGGUGUCCGACACGCUCUUCUCCACCUUGGUGUCGCACCAGCCCGCCUCCUGGCCCAAUCCCAAGGAGAACGCUCAUGCAGUGAAUGCAGACAUGAUUCAACCAGGACUCUUGCAGUUACAGCCUAACCUGGAUUUUUCUUUUGAUCCACUACAAGACUUAUUUCACAGCUUCCGUACGCCCGUCUUCCUCCCCGUUUCCCCCACCGCACCGUCAGUCACCCCAAUGCCCAGCAGCAGCUCUCCGCCGCAGAGCCAAUUAUUGUUGUCCACGCAGCUCACGGACGGCCACAUCCCGUCUCCCGUGACGAGCGCGACCGGCACCAUCGCGGACAACUAUUUGCCUCUUUAUCCUGGCCAUUCGACACUUAGCGACCACGCCGCCAUCUCCUCCCACGAUCCUCUGGUGCCGCAGUGCCCGUCGGCGGCCUCGGGCGAAAGCGGCGCGACCUCUCGGGCUUCCGGAUGCGCCGCUCCGCCCCGGCCGUCGUCCGUGGCGCCGAUGCCGGGCACGCCGGCCGCCGGCGGCCCCCCGCCGCCACCGCCUCACACCUUUGCCCGUCCUAGAUAUCUCCAGCCGCCCGACGCCAACAAAAAACGAGACUUGAAGAAGAUUACCCCGGCCAACUCUGUCUCUCCGCAGCAGCUCUUCAUCACAGGUGUCAUCCCAGGCAUGAAAACGGAUGUGGCAUCGUCUCCCGGUGUGCUGAUCGCUCAUUGCGGCGUGGCUGGUGGAUUCUACCAGAAGUCUCCUCAGUGCAUCGUUCCCUUCGAGAAAUCCUUUUCCUCCAGCCAGAGAAACCAGGAGGUGGCUUCAGGUGUCAUUCAGGGCCGGCCAAGUUCUCCUUGUGCUUUAGAUCAAGUUACUAGUCCGCAAUCACUGAUCAGCAGCAGCAGCAGCAGCAGCACAACAGCCCUGAUCCCGAGGAGAGCGCACAUCGCCGAUCAGAAGAGACGAUCAAAUAUAAACCAUUCCUUCAAAACGCUGGGCGGCCUGGUUCCCAGCCUCAACUCGCAAGCCAAUAUAAGUAUUGCCGUCACAAUGCAGAAGACGGUAGAGCACAUCGAGAAGCUCAAACAGGAGCGGGAGCAAAUGCAGGAAGAAAUCAGUAAGCUGCAGGAGGAGAUUGUCAGCCUCAAGGCCUCCAUCAACCAGUGUCACGACCAGAUGCCGGCCACGGGAGCUCAGGUCACGCAGCGACGCUUCGACCACAUGCGGAGCAAGUUCAAUGAGUAUGUCAAGCAGCGUUCCCGGCAGAACUGGAAGUUCUGGAUUGUAUCCUCUUUGUUUGUGUUUAGAGUUGCGAGCUGCCAGUUCAGCGUCAUUAUCACGCCCCUCUUCGAGUCCUUCAACAAGAUGGUGUCGACCGCCAGCGGAACCGAGCUUUGCAAGACUACGCUGGAGUGGCUGGAACGUCACUGCUCUUUGGUCGCGCUCAGGCCCCUGGUCAGCAGUAGCCUCUGCUACCUGAGCACCAGCACGUCCAUCCUCAGCGAUCCGUCGCGCUUGCCCGAAGAAGCCGUCCAGGCCUUGAGGCGCGCCGACUCGGAGCCUCCCUCUCAGACCGCUUGA
Nerophis lumbriciformis (worm pipefish) is the source of this 2382-nucleotide messenger RNA. Lineage: Eukaryota; Metazoa; Chordata; Actinopteri; Syngnathiformes; Syngnathidae. The record is from RefSeq and is a predicted model, not a curated record.